Astyanax mexicanus (Mexican tetra) is the source of this 3973-nucleotide messenger RNA. RefSeq names its product cholinergic receptor, nicotinic, beta 5b (gene chrnb5b). Gene Ontology annotation, cellular component: postsynaptic membrane; synapse; neuron projection. Gene Ontology annotation, molecular function: transmembrane signaling receptor activity; acetylcholine-gated monoatomic cation-selective channel activity. The transcript is spliced from 5 exons. Gene Ontology annotation, biological process: signal transduction; regulation of membrane potential; nervous system process. Bases 582 to 1832 code for a protein of 416 amino acids. The record is from RefSeq and is a predicted model, not a curated record. Lineage: Eukaryota; Metazoa; Chordata; Actinopteri; Characiformes; Acestrorhamphidae.
GCAUUGUUUGCUAUGUUUCCAUUUUUUAAUGCUCUGUUAGCAUUGCUAGCAAUGCUAACAGCAUGUUACAAGGGUCCCCUAAUUUCACCUUACUUUCUGCUUAAAAUGUCCUAUAUGAACUAGAAAAUAUGCAUAUCUAAGCUUUUAUUUUAAUAAUGCCAACUCUUAACAUGAUAUUAAAUUGAAUCGCUGGGCUUAUUUGUGGGACCGCAUCUUUGCCUGCGCCGCCUGUUGGAAACGUGGCGUUUCUUCACUUUGCCUAUGGGAUCCAACGACUCCUAGUGGUGUACAGUGACAUCGCAUUUUUCUUACGCCAUGAAAACAUGGCAACACCCUUGUUCACUUAGAAUUAGGCACCCUAAAUAGUGUACCACACGCUACAAAAAUGAGGUGCGCACAGAUUUACAGCAUUGUUAGCAAUACUAAAAAAAUGUUUUUUGAAGUUCAAGUUUUGUCUAAGGCAGGAGCUAAUAUGUUUAAAAAUUUCUUAACGCGAUUGACAGAAAGAAAGGAAACUGCACCAUAGGUUGACCUGGUCGAAAAUAGGGGACGGACAAAAAUAGAAUGAGAGGGAGCAGAUUAUGACCACAAACUGCUGGCUCACUCAGGUGUGGAACGACUACAGGUUGAUGUGGGAUCCAGAAGAGUAUGAGGGAGUCCGAAAAGUUCGCCUUCCGUCCCGACACAUAUGGCUGCCAGACAUUGUCCUCUACAAUAAUGCUGAUGGGACAUACGAGGUGUCCUUCUACUCCAACGCUGUUGUGUCCAGCAAUGGCGAGGUUGCCUGGCUACCACCAGCCAUCUACAAGAGUGCCUGUAAAAUCGAAGUUCGCGACUUCCCUUUUGACCAGCAGAACUGCACGCUCAAGUUCCGCUCAUGGACUUACGACCACACUGAGAUUGACAUGAUCUUACUGUCGGACUUCGCCAGCCGGGACGACUUCAAACCGAGCGGCGAGUGGGACAUCAUCUCCCUACCUGGCCGCAAGAACGAAGAUCCCGAUGACGAAACCUACCUGGACAUCACGUACGAUUUCAUCAUCAGGCGUAAGCCCCUGUUUUACACCAUCAACCUCAUCAUCCCUUGUGUUCUCAUCACGUCUCUUGCCAUCCUGGUCUUCUACCUGCCUUCCGACUGCGGUGAAAAGAUGACCCUGUGUAUCUCGGUCCUUCUGGCCCUCACUGUCUUCCUGCUGCUGAUCUCAAAAAUCGUCCCGCCGACCUCCCUGGCCGUUCCUCUGAUUGGCAAGUACCUGAUGUUCACCAUGGUCUUGGUGACCUUUUCUAUUGUCACGAGUGUUUGCGUCCUAAAUGUUCAUCACCGUUCUCCAAGCACACACACCAUGCCCCCCUGGGUCAAGCACUUCUUCCUGCAUCGCCUGCCUGCCUUCCUAUUCAUGCGAAGGCCUGGGGCGUCCAACAUCCGGGAGAAGUUCCGGCGCAAGCACCAGCAGCGGUCGUUCUCGGAGAUGCCCGCCAAAGGCGAGCAGGAUGCUUCCGACUCAACGUUCUUCGUGAACGAGGACACUGCCAAGCACAUGGGCUGGAGGAGCACUGACCUGCCAGAGAACUCUGAGCUCCGUAAGCGACUGGCGGUUAAGUGCUCCGUGGACAUGGAGGAGGCUAUGGAGGGUGUAAGAUACAUUGCUGACAAGAUGAAGAGCGAGGAUGAUGAUGAGGGGAUUAUUGAGGACUGGAAAUAUGUGGCCAUGGUAAUAGACCGACUCUUCCUGUGGAUCUUUGUGUUGGUGUGUGUUGCUGGAACUGUCGGGCUCUUCAUGCAGCCUCUCUUCAAGAGCUACAACACUCCUAUCAUGGACAACAUGGAGUGAAACACACUUACACACACACACACACAGUCCAGAUUUUGAAUCCUACAGCUCGGCCUGCGGCAAAAAGGCUUACUCACUGUUCGAAGGAGCAGAUCAGCACAGGGCUCAGAUUACACAACCUCAACAUUAUCAACAUUAUCACCCGACUCUACACACUCAACUCUACACACCUCACAGAGCUGCAGCCAACACACACACACUGGGUACAACGGUGGGACCAGUACACAGCAACCAGACAUGGUUAACAACUGACUUAAACCUAACCUUAAACUUGGACUCUUUUAAAAACUCUUCAAAAGUCUUUAACACUGUGCCCACAUAAUCCACCACCUAAUCCUGCCAUACACAAACCAGUUAUAAUAAUCACCACCACCUUCCACUCACAGUCUCCAUCAUGAACUGCCAAGCCUAAAUCACCACUAUACCUCCAUCAUCACCUUUUAACGACAAUAAACAAUGAACACAUACCCUCACUGCGUCAUAUUGGUUUAUGUGCAAAAUAAUGGGCAAAAUAACAGGCCAAAUUAAAAGCAAUACAAUUUCACAAUUAAUUUAUUGACCAAACAGUCUAAAAAAGCAUUUCAUUUAAUUGUCCAUAAUUAGAUUAUAAUAUUAUAAAACAUUACAAUAUUUAUAAUAUGCAAUAAUUCUCUCAGACUGUUACACCAAAAACCAUAUAAAAACGGAACAACUGGAAGUUCUACUUGCCAGGACUGAUCCACUGUUUUAGUUCUUCAUCCAGUAUACUGUUGUACAAAAGGGUUCUUUAAUUGUUGUUGUUGUAGAAGUACUUUAGGUUCUAUAAAGAGCUGGUAAAUUGGUGAGGAAGCUUUACAUAGACUUCUUUAAACCUUUAACUUUGCGGAACAAAAUUAGGUAGAUUAGGUGAAGCUAUAGAAAACAAUUGGUACUAUUAAAUGCAAUUUUCUAAAUAAAAUAUAUUAUGAUCCUUGUAAAAUGUCUUACCUAUUUUGCAAAAACAAGCAAAAAUGUUUUUUUUCUCUGCCAUCACUUAAAUAACCAUUUUGGUUCCAGAACAUUUAUGUAAACAUUUAAAAAAUCAAAAAAAGGUCAUUUGACAGUUUAAACGUUCUUUACACUCACAUUACUAUUACAAACGUUUAUUUUAUAAAACCAAAAUACAUUUUUAUGGCAUCAUUCAAAGAACCAUUUUUGAUCAAUAAAAAUAUUUAUUUAUAAAUAAAAGUCACAUGAAGAACCUUUUAUAGGUUUUAAUAAUACACUUAAAUCUCUAUUGCAAAAUUGGUCAUUUUAUAAAAACAAAAACAGUUCUUUGAUUGAGGCCAUACAGGAAACACUUUAUGUUCUAAAAAGAUAAAUUUUUUGUGAUCUGUUAGUGUAACGAACAAUUCCAUUGCUGAAGGACCCUUUAUUGACUUUUUUAUACAUUUAAAGUGUUCUGCACACAACUACAGUAUCUGUUGUACUAAAAUGGUCUUUAAAUAAUCCCAAAAUGGUUCUUCUGUGGCAAUAUUCAAAGAACCCUUUGUAGCUGCUUCAUUAUUUUAUUUUGUUUGAGUUUAGCUCGUGGAUGCAGAUGCAACAUAGAUGCAAUACUUCAACAGUUGCUCCUUUGCAUACACAGAUUCUCACUCAUCCACACAGUUGCAGCCACUGAAGUGUUAUUAAUAAUAAAAAGGCCUGGCAUGAACCCACGGUACACUGGCACAAUGUAAAACCAUACAGUCUCACGCCACGCAGUGAUACGCCAGCAUACCUCAGGACUCACAGCUGCGUUUUAAAGACGUGUGUGUUUCUGAACUGUCCGAGGAAUUUUGGCCUGGCAUGUUUUUUUAUAAACUACUGUAUAACAGAGCUUUUCUGUCCAAAGAUACAAAUAUUUAUAUACUAAAUCAUAUUCAGAUACAAAUAUUACGCACUCGCAUGCAUGCACUGAACACACCUGCACUCUCCUGUCUGUCCCCUUCCUCGUUUGGGUUAAAACAUGCUUAAUUUUGUCGACAAAUAUGUAUUUUUCAGAAUGAAUGACAGCAUUGAUUUAUUCUCAUGGCUGGAUGAUGAUGAUGAUGAUGAUGAUGAUGAUGAUGAUGGAAUGUCUCUUUAUUAGAGUUACUGGAAGUACUAAAUAUGUAGAUGAUGAUAUCAUAUGACCGCAUUAU